AUGGCUAGGACUCAGGGGCUCAGGGACAGCUGCCACUGGAGUUCACCAGUCACCAGUCCAUCAGGAGAGAGCACCAUCCACCAGUUCACCAGUCACCAGUCCAUCAGGAAAGAGCACCAUCCAACACCACCGGUUCUCCAGUCACCAGUCCAUCAGGAGAGAGCACCAUCCACCAGUUCAACAGUCACCAGUCCAUCAGGAAAGAGCACAAUCCAUCACCACCAGUUCUCCAGUCACCAGUCCAUCAGAAGAGAGUACCAUACACCAUCCACCAGUCUAUCAGGAGAGAGCACCAUCCACCACCACCAGUCUAUCAGUCCAUCAGGAAAGAGCACCAUCCACCACCACCAGUUCACCAGUCUAUCAGUCCAUCAGGAGAGAGCACCAUCCACCACCACCAGUUACCAGUCCAUCAGGAGAGCACCAUCCACCACCACCAGUCCAUCACCCUGGGCCUGGGAUCUCACCGUCUCACCUGCUUGUAAUAGCCUUGUAUUCCAUAGUAUUGUUUUCGGUCGUGAACUUGUAGGCCGUCACAACUUUAGGGCACUUGUAGUAUAG
Messenger RNA from Portunus trituberculatus (swimming crab), 561 nucleotides. Its product is annotated as A-agglutinin anchorage subunit-like. NCBI's taxonomy places the organism in Eukaryota, Metazoa, Arthropoda, Malacostraca, Decapoda, Portunidae. The transcript has 2 exons. Bases 1 to 561 code for a protein of 186 amino acids. The record is from RefSeq and is a predicted model, not a curated record.